CUUUCCGGAAGCUGACAGUCAUCUGAUUUUUCUGUUUCCCUCCUGUGUUUCCUUGUUAGCCAGCGUCAGUGCUAGCCAACAAAACAACCGUCCCACUCUCUACACCCUCCAUUACCGAGCUAUUCUUUGUCCCCCAUCUUCCAGGAGUUGAUAUAACUCCUACUUCACCAAAACAAUGGACGAGACGAGUCCGCUUGUCUCUCCGCUGCGGGACUCAGGUGAUUUCAACUACUGCCCCACAGAGCCCACCAGCCCCCGGGGCGCGUUUGGAAGCACACCGGGCUCAGUGGUCCGCAUCCCGGCUGGCAGUCCGGGGCUCAGCCGGGAGAGACAGCCGCUCCUGGACCGGGACCGGGGCAGCUCGCCGCGAGAGCCGCACAAGAACGAGUUCCCAGAGGAUCCCGAGUUCAGAGAAAUCAUCCGAAAGGCCGAGAGGGCCAUAGAGGAGGGGAUCUACCCGGAGAGGAUCUAUCAGGGGUCCAGUGGAAGCUAUUUUGUCAAAGACUCACAGGGGAAAAUCAUCGGUGUGUUCAAACCUAAGAAUGAAGAGCCCUACGGCCAGCUGAACCCAAAGUGGACUAAGUGGCUGCAGAAACUAUGCUGUCCCUGCUGUUUCGGACGCGACUGUUUGGUCUUAAACCAGGGUUAUCUCUCAGAAGCCGGGGCCAGCCUGGUGGAUCAGAAACUGGAGCUCAACAUCGUUCCCAGAACCAAGGUGGUGUACCUAGCGAGUGAAACGUUCAACUACAGUGCCAUAGACCGGGUCAAAUCACGAGGAAAGAGGCUUGCUCUGGAGAAGGUGCCAAAAGUGGGCCAGCGCUUCCACAGGAUCGGGCUGCCUCCAAAGGUCGGCUCCUUCCAGCUCUUUGUGGAUGGAUACAAAGAUGCAGAUUUCUGGCUGCGGAGGUUUGAAGCAGACCCUUUGCCUGAAAACACCAACCGUCAGCUUCAGCUUCAGUUUGAGCGGCUUGUAGUCCUCGAUUACAUCAUCAGAAACACAGACCGGGGAAACGACAACUGGUUGCUGAAGUACGACUGUCCCAUGGACCCUGUAGGAAAUAGGGACACAGACUGGGUGGUAGUAAAGGAUCCCAUCAUCAAGCUGGCAGCUAUAGACAACGGCCUCGCCUUCCCCCUCAAACACCCAGACUCCUGGAGAGCCUAUCCCUUCUACUGGGCGUGGCUGUCCCAGGCCAAAGUUCCCUUCUCGCAGGAAAUCCGAGAACUGGUCCUGCCCAAACUCUCCGACCCAAAUUUCAUCAAAGACCUGGAAGAGGACUUGUACGAAUUGUUUAAGAAAGAUCCGGGUUUUGACAGAGGACAGUUUCAUAAACAAGUAGCUGUCAUGAGGGGGCAGAUCCUCAACUUGUGCCAAGCCCUGAAGGACGGUAAAACUCCCCUGCAGCUGGUCCAGAUGCCCCCAGUAAUCGUCGAAACAGCCAGAGCGCCUCAGAGAGCCAACAGUGAGUCUUACACACAGAGUUUCCAGAGCAGAAGACCUUUCUUCACCUGGUGGUAGGAACGCCACAAUGAUGAGGAAGAGGAGGAGCAGCAGGAAGCAGGAGUGAGGGAAGAAGCCAGGAGUCAUGAUGUACUGUUGGAUGUAAGGACACUAUCUGAGAGCGCACGAGUCUGUCCUGGACAUGGAAAUAAACAUCACCCGUCCUGUGUGGAUACUUUGGUUUGAGACUGAGUUUAUGGAUGGAGAGAUGAGGCCGAAAGAGGAAGAAUCUCAUAACAUAUAUUCUCUGUUCGCCUCUGUGCCUUGUGUGUGUGGAUGUCAAUGAAAAAUGAACUCAAAGAUGAAGAUUGUGAACCUUCCUGCCAGAGAGAGAGAUUUCAGUGAGAGGUUGGACUUUUCUUUCAGACUUCCUGGGUGCACGUAAUGUUUGCUCACACGACAGCUUCUCGUUCUUCUUUUAGGACGGGAGCUGUUUGCAUUCCAUAUUUUUUUUUUGUCUUCAUACCUCUUUUGCCUUUUAAUAUUCGCCUGCAUAUUCCCUCCUGUGCAGUUACAAGCCCCGGGCUGGUGAGAGCAGCAGUGCAACUACUGAAGAUCAACAUUUUGUUUCACGGAAAAUAAAAAAGUGUUCGAGGUGGUUAACCUUUGAGGAUUCAGAUACUGGUAAACUUUAUGUAAACACAAAUGUGAACUGGUUUCACAGUAACAUGUUGCUCCUCCUAACUGUUUAGAUUUGGAUCUAUGAGUACACAGGGUGAUGUUGUAAGGCAGAGGCACAAGCUGUUUGUCAAGCUAAGUGGCUCGCCUAAUGUUCCUUCUGUCACUAAUGAGUUAAACCACCGGUGAAGAAAAAAAAAACCCUCCUCUGAAGCAGGCCGAGGACAGGUCAGCCGCCAUCAGCCCACACGCUCCUGUUCGUCUCAGCCGAGUUGAUUUCUGUUCGUUUUCUGCCUGACGUGAGGUGGACUGAAACAAAGUAACUUCCUGCUGUACUGAAAUGACAUGAAAUGUAUUGUGGCAAUGCACUGUAUAAUUUGUAUGUAAUAUUUAAUGAUAGAUUAUAAUUAAAACAUAUUCCCUUAA
Notolabrus celidotus (New Zealand spotty) is the source of this 2545-nucleotide messenger RNA. RefSeq names its product phosphatidylinositol 4-kinase type 2 alpha (gene pi4k2a). The coding region runs from base 176 to 1519 and encodes 447 amino acids. The transcript has 9 exons. The record is from RefSeq and is a predicted model, not a curated record. Gene Ontology annotation, molecular function: 1-phosphatidylinositol 4-kinase activity. NCBI's taxonomy places the organism in Eukaryota, Metazoa, Chordata, Actinopteri, Labriformes, Labridae. Gene Ontology annotation, biological process: Golgi organization; endosome organization; phosphatidylinositol phosphate biosynthetic process. Gene Ontology annotation, cellular component: plasma membrane; endosome; trans-Golgi network.